AUGAAUGUUACUGGAGAAAGGAUUAGAUUUGAAGGCCUAGCUCCACCGGCUCCAACGACGGAGACGGCGAAUUUUCUAGGGGGGACGAUGGGGAGAAUUACAGUGAAUGAUGCUAAAAAAAAAUUGAGGUUUUCUCAGUUGGAGAAAGUGAGAUUGAGACUUAGAGAUAUGCCGAUGAACUCCAUUUCGUACUCUAAAUUUGUUGAGAUCUAUAGUGAAGUUUGUAGCAACAGAGAACAGGGUUUGGAGUUUGCAAAGAUGUUGGACGAUUCAGGCAGCGUCAUCGUUUUGCUCCGUCCCCAUCAGGUAAAAGUUGCACAGCUAUGGUGA
Molecule: messenger RNA, 330 nt
Organism: Nicotiana tabacum (common tobacco)
Lineage: Eukaryota; Viridiplantae; Streptophyta; Magnoliopsida; Solanales; Solanaceae
Source: RefSeq, a predicted model, not a curated record